Andrographis paniculata is the source of this 1391-nucleotide messenger RNA. RefSeq names its product late embryogenesis abundant protein D-34-like. The transcript is spliced from 3 exons. Bases 77 to 1018 code for a protein of 313 amino acids. The record is from RefSeq and is a predicted model, not a curated record. NCBI's taxonomy places the organism in Eukaryota, Viridiplantae, Streptophyta, Magnoliopsida, Lamiales, Acanthaceae.
AAAAGCGGUGGUGUGGUGAUACUGGAUGGUUAUCAAAUCCCAAAUCUAAAGGCCACCCAUCCCAUCCCUUCCAUGAAUGCCGCCUCUUCCCCCACCUCCACGCCACACAUCUCUCCCUCUCUCUCUCUCUCUGGAUGAAUAUGCAUCCAUCGUCCAUCUAAUAAUAGUAAUUUAUACCAUGCGGAUUUCAACUCAAAUUCCAAUCGCAAUCACAAUCGCAGUCGCAGCCCGUAAAUUAAAAAUGAGUCAGCAGCAGCAGGAGGAACAACCGGAAGCCGUGAAAUACGGGGACCUCUUCGACGUGAGCGGGCAACUAGCCUCGCAGCCAAUUGCGCCAGAAGAUGCGGAGGCGCUGCUCUCAGCCGAGAAAGCAGCGCUGGGCCAGAUACCCAAGGGCGGUCCUGCCUCGGUCAUGCAAUCAGCCGCCCGCCUCAACCAACAGCGCGGCCUACUCAGAGACCACGAUGAUGAUACUACUAUCAUCACCCCAGGCCAAGGCGCCACCUUGGCUCAAUCCCAGCUCGCCGGCUACCACCUCAUCACGGAAUCUGUUGCAGGACAGGUAAUCGGACAAUACAGUCAGCCAAAGGAAAUCAUGAUGAAAAAAUAUCAGCAGCAGCUGGUGGAUCCAGACGCCAUUACCAUCGGAGAGGCGCUGGAGGCAACCGCCCUCAAGGCCGGGAGCAAGGCAAUCGACCAAAGCGAUGCGGCAGCAAUACAGGCUGCAGAAGUGCGGGCAACAGGGCUAGGCCACGUCAUCCCUGGUGGGAUUGCAGCAGAGGCGCAGUCCGCUGCUGCACACAACCUCCGCACCACCAACGACCGGGACAAGACAAAGCUUGAAGACAUUUUAACGGAUGCGGCUGCAAAACUUGCCGAUGACAAACCAGCAUCGAGGGAGGAUGCUGAGGGAGUGAUUUCUGCAGAAGCCAGGAACAGAAGACACACAAAUGCCCCACAUCCCGAUGGCGUCGGGGCAUCGCUCGCCUCAGCUGCUAGACUUAAUCUUAACAACUGACAGACCAAAUGAUAGCCAUGUCAUGUAGGCAGUUGUGUAUCAUCUGUUAUGCUAGCACCAAAAACAUAUCCUAACCAGUUGUGUUGUGUUAUGUGGUAUUCCUAUGCAAUACCUUGCCUCCCUUCUCAAAUAUAUAAUGAAUGAAUGGUUAAGUUCAUGAUGUAGCUCCUCCUACGCAUUCAGUGUGGAUUGCAGUCGCAGAAACACCCUACGACGAUUAUGUGCCAAUGUCAAUAUGUUUGAAAUUCCAAUCUCUACAAAGCAGCAUAUCCAGUUCAACAAACUAAAUAGUUAGGCCAAAAGAAGAUAAUAUAAUUAAAAAAAAAAAAAAAACUAGAGAACAAGAUAACAUUCAAAAUUCAAAUCCAUGAAA